AAAGAGUAUUUGAUGAAUAUUUUAUUCUGGACUUUCGAUAAGAAUUUGCCACACGAACGAUCAGAAUUCAGAGAAGAAAUGCCAAAAUGCUAUACAAAAUUAGCCAAAAGAAACUUAGAAUCGGAUUCAAAUAUACGACCAAUAGCAAACAAAACGAUAAAAAUAGAUCAAGAAGCAAUUUUUUGA
This is a messenger RNA of Racocetra persica, 186 nucleotides long. The record is from the annotation of a GenBank genome assembly. NCBI's taxonomy places the organism in Eukaryota, Fungi, Glomeromycota, Glomeromycetes, Diversisporales, Gigasporaceae.